UCUCAAUCCGUUUGCUUGUGCCAAGAAAUGAACUCAGAAGGUGACAAUAAAGAAGCAAUAAGAACAACGUUUUGAGCGGAAGCUAUGAAUUUGUUACUUUGUUUAAUUUUCGAAGGAUUUCUCCUAUAUGAGACGUUUGCAUGGGGAGUGAGAAUGCCACAUGAAAUUCAUGGUCUCAAAGGUUCCUGCCUGGUCAUACCAUGCUCUUUCUACUACACGUCAUACCCACCCAAUAGACCAGAUAGAGUUGUGUGGUAUCAGUGGGUCUCUAAAGGCUACCCUUUAGUUUAUGAUCCCUGGUAUCCUUCCUACGUCAUUGACAAGUUCAGAGAAAAAACAUAUUUAUAUGGUAACCCGACAAAUAGAGAGUGCAGUCUUCUCAUUAAAAGACUUGAUCAGUCCCAUCAUGGAGAAAAAUUAUAUGCGUGGAUUGACCCAGAAACUGUUGGAAAAAGCACCUACAGGUUUUUUGAUGUCACCUCUACGAUUCUUGUGGACACUCAUCCGAAGCCGCCCACCAUCAAUAUUUAUGGAGGCGAAAGAACCGGGGACGACAUGACAGUGGCAUGUCACACCUACCACAGCUGUCCAUACAGCAAACCAAACAUCAUUCUGAAGGGUUUAGAAGGAUCUGAUCAAAUAAAGAAUGACCCUAUUGAAGGUGGUUUAUGGAAAAUCACUCUGACACGCAAAGGUGUUGUUAAAGCUGAGAGCUCAGACAUUGAGUGUAUUGUAAAGCAUUAUGGAGGCAUACCAGCAAGAGCUACAAAGAACAAAAAUUCGGCGUGUAUCUAUUCUAAAAUAACCAUUGAGCCUGAUCGUGCAGAUGUUGUAGAGGGCGUUGCAAAGGACUUCAAUUGUACCAUCAACCAUUCGUGUCUAAAGGAUCCUCCAAGCAUCUCAUGGAACUAUGAGAACAUGCAGGUCUCAAACAGAUAUAAUAAACUUACACAGUUCAUUUCAGCCACCUCUUCCACCAUAACCUUUCUGGCCGACAAGAAAGACAAGGGGAAGAAAUUGAUAUGCACGGCGACAUUUUCUGGAAAGAACGUGCAAGCGUCUGUUGACUUACAUGUACAAAACUAUGAAACAAGACUGGUGGAUCCCGAAAUCAAGGACACUGAUCGCGUGUAUGAAGCAGACGUGGUUCCCAGGCUCACUGCAUUACCUCGUUCCUGUGUGGUGAUACCCUGCAGUUUUCAGAUGCAUGAGGAACUUGCCGUGCAUCUUUGGGUUCGUUGGGUCUGGAAGAAAGGUUACAUGUUCCACUCUGGACAGAGCAAAGUCUUGGACAACUUCAAAGGCCGCACAAAACUCCUUGGAAACUCAAUUGAUCAGGACUGUACAGUCGAGAUUGAUAACGUGCAGAACCAUGACAAUGGACCGUUCUGUUUUCGAGGAGAAACAGAAAAAAAUGAAUACUUUUUUAACAACAGCUGUGUGUUCAUAGUGAUGCGAGCCCCAGAAAAACUUGUGAUGUCACCAAUCCCUGACAACAUCCAGCCCGGGACAAACGUCACCAUCGAAUGCUCAGUCAAACACACGUGCCCCUCUCACCCCCCCAGCAUCACCUGGAGCGUCCCAACUGCCCGAGAAACGGUUAAACAUCAGAGCAUGGGUGAAGGAGUUUGGGAAACAGUCUCGACUGUGACCUUCAUCCCAACCGGAUACGAAGAGGAAGAUCAAAUCAUUUGCAAUGCAUUGUUUUGGGGAGAUAGAACGGUGGUUAAUAGUUCAACUAAACUGAGUGUUCAAAGAUUUCAGCGUGUUGGAGUGGAGAUUCUUGGGCCGUCUAUCAUAGUCCCCAUACUUGUUUUUCUCCUCCUUUGCAUUGUCUACAUUGUGUACAAGAGGCGACGCAGAAUGACUGAAGGAGGAGCUGUUUGGACUAACCGUGGACACGAAAAUGACAUCAGGUUCAACAACGAAACAUCUGGUAUAAGGUCGAAACCAGAACAGAGGUCAAAAGAUGUGUUUUCAGUGUCAGCAAACAAGCCUUUUUCUAAACCUCGUUUGCCCUCACCAAAUAGUCAGCGAAAAAAAUCUAUUAAAGAUUAUGAAAAUUACUGCACCAAUAUGGCAGAUCUCAACAUAUAUGGAAACAUCGGAUAAAAAGGCUCCACAUCAAAUCUCCAGAAUGUGCUUCAGUAAUUUUUUCCCAAAAAAAGAUUAUGUUUGGCAUUUGGAUCUGUCUUUGGCUUUUUCAUUUAUGUGUACAAAUGACAAUUGCAAAAACAAUUAAA
Molecule: messenger RNA, 2243 nt
Organism: Triplophysa dalaica
Lineage: Eukaryota; Metazoa; Chordata; Actinopteri; Cypriniformes; Nemacheilidae
Exons: 14
Coding region: 85-2112 (675 amino acids)
Source: RefSeq, a predicted model, not a curated record